Molecule: messenger RNA, 541 nt
Organism: Cuscuta epithymum
Lineage: Eukaryota; Viridiplantae; Streptophyta; Magnoliopsida; Solanales; Convolvulaceae
Source: the annotation of a GenBank genome assembly
GGGAUAUCUUGAUGUCUUUUAUGAAUGAUCCAUAUUUGAAAUCUAUAGCUGCUACAUAUCGUUCUAUCUCGAGUGGGGAUUUGAUUCUUUCUCGUGAUUCUGAUUUUCUUGUGACGAGAGAAACUAAAUGUGUCUAUAUUGCCCAAAGGGAAUAUGCAACUGUGGAUCCUUCCCUUGUCGAUGUGAUUGGCACUGAUGGGCAGGGAGGUUGUGUUGGUGUGGUCAUACGAAACCCUAAAAGUGGAUUGAUCUCUGUUUCCCAUAUGGAUUUGCCAAGAGUUAUUGAUAAUGGCCUUACUCAGAUGUUAUCAUCCGUUAUUGAUCAAGAGAGCGAUGAAAUUUUGGAUGUGUUAUACAUAAUCCAUUACAUACAUAUACUUCGUCCGUUCUUUUUUAGUUGCAACAGUCCAUUUUUCACGUUUGUCAAUGCACAAGUUUGACCAUUAAUAUCUUUUACGGAGUAUUCCUUAUUAGUUAAAAAUUUUAAAAAAUUCAUACUAUGUAUUUUGAAAAUUUAGAAUGAGAAGAAUUUAAUACGAGU